AUGAAGUUAUCGUUUAUAUUCGAACUGUUGCUGAUAUUUAUAUUGGUAGCAUUUGCUGCAUCUGCAGCAGUAGAUAAUAAAUCCAUAAAAUCAAAAAAGAAAGUGGUAAGCUAUCGAACAAAAGUUACUCGACCUAGACAAAACCAAAAUGUAACUCAAACUGUAGCUCAGCCUCAACCGCCGGCACAACAAAGUCCACCAAACAGAUUUUGUACUUGUGCCAAACAAAUGUGUAACUGUUGCAGAGAUUUUAAUCUCAAAUUGCUUAAUCUUAAAGGUCCAGGAUGUGCUGUACUUCAGUACUUGCAAGGAGAUCAACUUGCAAUUUCCAUGAGCUUUAAUGAUCGAGUUUUAACAAAUACCACCAUCAAGGGUAAGUUUUAG
Diabrotica balteata is the source of this 384-nucleotide messenger RNA. NCBI's taxonomy places the organism in Eukaryota, Metazoa, Arthropoda, Insecta, Coleoptera, Chrysomelidae. The record is from the annotation of a GenBank genome assembly.